Miscanthus lutarioriparius is the source of this 3087-nucleotide messenger RNA. Lineage: Eukaryota; Viridiplantae; Streptophyta; Magnoliopsida; Poales; Poaceae. The record is from the annotation of a GenBank genome assembly.
AUGGGGCGUUGCCGUUGCUUCCCGGUUGCGUUGAGAAAGCUAAUCGGCUUGGAACCGGAAGGCGACGACAACGUCGUCGAAAGGCCGGAAGAGCUGAUCAAUCGCUACGUGAGGCUUAUGACGGCCACAGCCAACAUUACAAGCGGUCUUGGGACGCUGGCGUUGCUGUGGUCCACCGUCGUCCUCCUCGGAGGCUUCGUCGCCGUUCUGGGGAUGAAGGACUUUUGGACUCUCACCCUACUCAGCUUCCUACUGGCGUGCAGGGUGGUUGACAAUUAUGACAAGGAGUUUAAGAGAGGGAUUUAUACGGAAGAGGUCAAAAUCAUGAGUUUUGUCAGGCGUCAGAAAUGGAUCGAUGAGGCCACGGCCAUGUGUCAAAGAUUCAUGCUGGGUACGGCGUUAUUACCCAAGUAUAUUUUGUUGAGCUGCCUUUUGCUACUGUCCUUCAAUGUUGCGCCGUUUGUGAGCCUGGGGAUCUCAGUGCGGCGUCUUGUACGACGAGAUUAUGGCGACGCCGGAGGAGAUGUUGCCAACAGAGCAAAACUGAAUGCCGCACUGGACAUCUUCUAUGCUCUAGCUCUGUUGCAGAGUCUAUUCGUCGUGUACUGGGUUGCCCUUCAAGUGAUGUUAGACGCGUCAGUUUUGGAAGUCACGGCUGUGACGAGCAAACAAUAUGGAGGUGAAGAAUGGAGUUUAACACUAGUUGAUAUGUACCGUUCAGAAACAAGAAGGAAGUUUAGGAAGGACGGGGAGCUGCCCGGCAAUUGGAACUUCAUCACCUACGGCGUUGAGUUGCUCCAGUCUGCAUCUGGGGACGAUGACCACCGAUGGGGAGCAAGGAUACUAGACAAGCUGAUCUCUGGCAAGGAUAAAUCUGUAAGGCAGGAGCUGCUAUCUUCCAGGCUCUCUAUUCAGAAUCUGAUGGGCAUGAUUGGUCGUCGGAGAGGCGCAGCUGAUGGUGACAUGGAGAACAGAGAGCGCGCCACAACCAUUGUUGCACACCUUGCCAGUGACCUCCAUAUAACAAGCUUCCCGGGUACAUUGCAGUGCAUUUGUUCCCUACUUGAAAGCACUAGCAGCUGUGACUGUGAACCAAAGUCGCAUGCCUGUCCGUCGGGAAAUCCUGAUGAACAGGCGACACUGCCUACCGAUGAAAAUGAUCAUCAGCAUGGGUCACUGGAAACAUCCGAGCAUCAAGACGAUGGUACCCACAUGGACAUGUUCAUCAUCUUCGGGUUAGCCGCCAAGAGGAAAAGAAAACAGAUUAAGAAAGACUUUGAGGAUAAUCCCAUCAUCAGGGUCCGGCAACUAGACAAGGAGCUGAAGAAAUAUUCUGAAUCCAAGUACCGCCGCUCCUAUAAAUCUAGAGGAGCCAAAGAGCUGAUUUCUCAGGGCCUCCUGAUUCUUGAGAGGCUCACACAGGACCAAGGGAACUGUACAGAGAUAAGUAAGGACCAAAGCCUCCUCUCUAGGAUCACGUCACCACUGAUGAGAAGCGCAAGCCAUGGCGACUUCCUCACCAAGCUGAGCGACAACACAACGGUUGAAAUGCUAAGCAAGUCACUCACAGUGCUGAGCAGGCUACUUACCGGUGCUGGAGAUGACGUAACAAGGCUGCAUCAGAAGCUGGCGAGUAACACAGAAGCUGUCAGCAAUCUGAUGGGUAUCUUGGAGAAUGACAGUGAAGGUGCCCAGAAACUGCAUGAACAAGCCCUGGAGAUCCUGACAGAGUUAGCAUUCGAUGGUUCUUUCAAAGAACUGGAUUUUAACAAGCUUUUCAAGGCCCUGCUACGUAUCUUCCUCGAGAAAGAGACUAACAAUAUUACAAAGCAAGAGCCCAACAAUAAUGCUACAUCUCAAGUGGAACCAGCGGACACAGAGAGAGCACCCAAACUGAGGGGAAAUGCAGGGGAAGCACUGGCCAGACUGCUUCCUGUUCGCGCUGCAAGAGGUAUAAUUUCCAAGCAAGAGGCGAUCGACUUAUUGAACAAGGUUCUCCAUAAAAUACUAUCUAGUAAAAUGGGAACAACUGCAGAUGCGGUAGAGAUUGUCGUAGAAAACCAGCCCCAAGAAGAUGCAGACACUGACAGUGUACAGCCUCCCAUUCAGGAAAAUGAAAAGCAAUCUGAAGAAAGAAAAUUUAUGGCAGCCAUGUUAUCCCUCGCCGUGGUGAUAUGCAACGAAAAUAUGAUCAGUAAAGAAGAUUUUGCUUGUGCCACCGCCACCCCUCGAGAUGGAGCAGUGGCAAAGAAGCUCAAGGAAAUAUUACAAGUAAACAAACAGAGCACGGCUCAGUGUUUGAGGAUAGUGAAGCUUACCUGCCAGGUGGUUAUAGUCAUGAUUGAAGUGAAACCCAGCUGCAUCGCACAUUUCAAUGAACACAAUUUCAAGGGAACACUGGCCGAGGCAUUGGAAACCAUGUCGGAGGUUGAUGACUGCAUGCUCUUUGCUGGGAAUGAAUGUGAGGUGAUCAAGCCUGCGAGGUCUCUUACUUCUCUUGUGAAGGAAGCACAUGAACUCCUGAAGACAGCACAAGAACAGGGUAACUGUGAAUGGGGGGAGGAUUUACGCAAGCAUGACUGCGAGCAGUUUCCUGGACAAACAAAGCAGAUAUGUUCAACUUCACAUGAAGAGCAUUGCAAUAAGCUUCCCAGGAUAUUGGGAUAUUGGCAAAAUAAGGUUGGCCAGCACGCAUUACUAAAGGAUUUGCAUGGCCGAUCAUACAUCGCUGAUAUCAUGGGAGGCAUGUCUGGGUGUUUCUUUGAUGGAAACGAAGUAGAUGGUUCAGUUCCCGAUCGUACUAUUUCCACAACACUAUCAAGUUACUGUGCAUAUCUGAUGGCAUUUGUCCCAGAGCUGCUGCCUGACGAAGAAUUAGAUACCAGAAUCACAUUUCAGGAGGUGAGACUUGAAGCACAUAAUAUGUUGUCUAAAGACACUACACUGCAUGCAAAAUACGUGUGGAUGAAGCAUUAUAAGGAACAGCAGUCUGAUCAUGAGCGAAUUUUGAUUAAAGGGAUCCUGCUUGGAAGGAAGCUUGAAGAGAUAGGAGAUGACAUCCGCUGGAAGAUACUAGCAGAUUUCUAG